Prorocentrum cordatum is the source of this 1383-nucleotide messenger RNA. The record is from the annotation of a GenBank genome assembly. Lineage: Eukaryota; Dinophyceae; Prorocentrales; Prorocentraceae.
AUGGCCUCAGCGGUGCUGGGGUGCAGGCAGCAGUGCCCGGCGCGGGUCGCGGACUCCGUCUCCCAGCUGGGCCCCCCGCCAGGCGACCCACAGCCUUUGGCAGCCCUGCAGGAGCUCCAGGCUGUUCUGUCCUACGACGGCUCGCUGUCGACCAGGGCGGAGGCGAUGGGCGUCUCCCGGCUCUCGCUACCUCCUCCAGGUGACCACCCCGUGGCGCUGGAGCGGCUGCUGGGGGCCGAGGUCUUCGACUCCGUCUAUCGCGUUAUCUCGUGCAAGGUCUUGCCAAAGACAAAAGUUUUGCAGCAGAAGCAGAGCGCUGGCUUCGAGAAGCCCUACUCGGACCCCUGCCUUCGAGACCCGCGUCUCCACGGGGCCGGGGUGGUCGACCUCGUCGGCGACGCCGCCCUGGUGGUCGACGAGGUUGGCCUGUUCAGCGGCGCCCGCCUGGCCACGGGCGCGGCGCUGGCGGCGAUCGAGCUGCCGGACGGCGCCAACUUGUGGGCCGCUUCGGCGGACAUCGCGGACGCCUUCUACAACGUGCAGUUGCCGGACGCUUGGAGGCAGCCGCGCGCGCAGCGGCUCUGGCCGCGGCUCGCGGUGCUGCCCAUGGGCUGGCCCCACGCGCUGGCCGUCUGCCAGCGGGUGUCGGAGGCGGCCGCCGACCGCGCAGGGCUGCCAGCGCUGUCCAGGAUCGCGGACCGGAGGACUGGCCCUAGCCUGGGCGCCGGCGCGCACCUCGUGCAAGUCGACAACUUCGCCUCCCUCGCCCUCGACGGUGACACCGCCGACCGCCUGAAGGAUGACAUGGUCGCCGAGCUGCGCAGCGAGGGCCUUCCGGUGCGCCAGGUCGUGGGCCACUACACCUUCCUAUUCAUGGCGAGGCGCCCGCUGCUGGCAGUUUUCUCGGCCGUGUACCGCUUCAUCGCAAAGGCCGGCGAGGCGCCUAGGCCUUGGUGGCCCAGCGUGCGCCGAGGGCUGACGUGGGCCAUGGGGGUUGUCCCGCUGGCUCACGCCGACUUCCGGGCCCCCUGGCUGGGCCGAGUUCUGCGCGCGGAUGCCUCCGAGUGGGGCCGAGGGGUAUGCGAGCGUGAAAUGAGCAACGACGUUGUGGAGAAGAUGGGUAGGAUCCAGGGGCGCUGGCGCUUCCGAGACCCCAGUGCGAGGGCGCCCCGGCAGCAGCUCAUCGAGCCCCUCGAGCCCCUGGAGGCCCUCGCCUACUCCGAGCCGUCCUCGAAAGGUCACGUCUGCAGCGCCCCGUCGUACAUCCAGGGGCCCGUCGCCCCCAUGAACAAAGGCAGCCCCCACGCGGAGCCCCAGGGGGCCGACUUCGAGCCUCUGGAAGUGCAUCGCAUCUCAGGGGACUGGGUUGUCAUCUCGAGCGGG